Messenger RNA from Panicum virgatum (switchgrass), 731 nucleotides. Its product is annotated as CASP-like protein 1U2. Lineage: Eukaryota; Viridiplantae; Streptophyta; Magnoliopsida; Poales; Poaceae. The coding region runs from base 1 to 543 and encodes 180 amino acids. The record is from RefSeq and is a predicted model, not a curated record. The transcript has 2 exons.
AUGGCCGCCGCGGCGCCGCCCAAUGGCUCCAAGGCGGUGACCCUCCUGCUCCGCCUGUGCACGUUCGGGCUGGCGCUCGCCUCGGCGGUCGUCAUGGCCACCGCGAGCGACUGCACCAUCUACGACGCCGACGGCACCGCCGCCACCACCGUCACCUUCAAGAACUACCCGCCCUUCGUUUACCUGGUUGCGUGCAACAUCACCGCGGCGAUCCUGGAGAUGGCGGCGAUCUACGUCUACCUGCAGCUCGUCAACAAGGGCGAGAACGAGGAGGCGGCGCCCGUGCUUCCCGGGGUCGUCCUCGUCGUCGUCGACGUCGCCGUGCAGGUGCUCCUCUACUCGUCGUCGGGCGCGGUGUUCGCGGCGGUGACGGCGUACGGCGCGCAGAUCAGGGCCUGCGCCGGCGCCGCCGGGCACUUCUGCGAGCAGGUGCACAGGGCAAAGCUCGUCGGUUUGGGCGCGAGCUUUGCCGCCGGCCUCGCGGCCGUCACGAAGGACGUCCCGCUGCCUUUCAACGUGUGGCCCGUCACGCCACACGACUGAGAUUUCCCGGUGCAUGUCUUGGGCGGCUCCAGUUACGGUUCUAUGCAUAGACAGUCUACCAUUGUUGCAAAUAUCAGUUAUUUAGGUUUUGCCAAUUUAAUACAAAUCAUUCUCUGACUUCAAGGCCGAUCUGUUUCCGUAAUUUGUAUACUUUUGUCGUUCCUGAACAUAUAAAUAAAAAAUGCCAU